This is a messenger RNA of Castor canadensis (American beaver), 803 nucleotides long. Lineage: Eukaryota; Metazoa; Chordata; Mammalia; Rodentia; Castoridae. The record is from RefSeq and is a predicted model, not a curated record.
CGGCUCCCGGCUGGCGGCGGCGCGCCCCCGGGCUGUGAAUGCGACUCGCCCCCUCAUCCACACUCCCCGCCCGCCCGCCCGUCGGGACGUGGUAGGGGAUGCCCAGCUCCACUGCGAUGGCAGUUGGCGCUCUCUCCAGUUCCCUCUUGGUCACCUGCUGCCUGAUGGUGGCUCUGUGCAGUCCAAGCAUCCCACUGGAGAAGCUGGCCCAGGCGCCCGAGCAACCGGGCCAGGAGAAGCGCGAGCACGCGUCUCGGGACAGUCCGGGGCGGGUGAACGAGCUCGGGCGCGCAGCGAGGGACGAGGGCGCCAGUGCCCGGGACUGGAAAAGCAAGAACAGCCGUGGACUCGCCAGUAGGGAGGCGUGGAGCAAGCAGAAGCAGGCCUGGGCUGCUCAGGGCGGAGGCGUCAAGGCUGGGGACUUGCAGGUCCGGCCCCGCGGCGACACUCCGCAGGGGGAUACCCUGGCCGCAGCCGCUGCAGCGGCACAGGACGCUAUCAGCCCAGAUUUUGCGCCCACUCCGGAGCUGCCCGAGGAGUACGCCUACCCAGACUACCGUGGCAAGGGCUGCGUGGACGAGAGUGGCUUUGUAUACGCGAUCGGGGAGAAGUUCGCACCGGGUCCCUCAGCCUGCCCGUGCCUGUGCACUGAGGAGGGGCCGCUGUGCGCACAGCCCGAGUGCCCGCGGCUGCACCCACGCUGCAUCCACGUAGACACGAGCCAGUGCUGUCCUCAGUGCAAGGAGAGGAAGAACUACUGCGAAUUCCGGGGCAAGAUCUACCAGACUUUGGAGGAGUUCGUG